UGCGGGCCUUCCUCACGUGGGCGCUCCCGUGGCUCCGCCUCAGAGUGACAAGGUUUAAUUGACUUAUCCUGCAGGUGGAGGCUGAUUUCCUGCCCUGCCGACAGACGAGACAUUCACGCUGCUCCCGCACGGAUCUGCUGCUCUCAAACUGGGGCUGAGCUGAAGGCCCACACCAGGAGCGUUCUUCUAGAAGAGUCCAACAUCUGGCCAAGAAGGUUAUACGUCAGGUCGUCUUUGUCGUGGUGAGCACCAGCAGUCAUGGGCAACUCCAAAAGCAGCGCCGUGUCCAAGGAGAUCCUGGAGGACCUGAAGCUCAACACCAAGUUCUCCGAGCAGGAGAUUGCCCAGUGGUACGAGAACUUCAAGAGGCAGUGUCCCACCGGACGGAUCAGCAAGGAGGAGUUCCAGACCAUCUACACCAAGUUCUUCCCGGAGAGCGACGCCAACACGUACGCCCAGCACGUCUUCCGCUCCUUCGACACCAACGACGACGGCACGCUGGACUUCAAAGAGUACAUCAUCGCCCUGCACAUGACCUCCACCGGGAAGACCACCAGGAAGCUGGAGUGGGCCUUCUCGCUCUUUGACGUCGACAAGAACGGCUACAUCACCAAGUCGGAGGUCAAGGAGAUUUGCUCGGCUAUUUUCAAGCUAAUUCCCAAGGAUGAAUUGUCCAAACUGCCUUCUGAUGAGAACACCGCUGAGAAGAGGGCAGACAAACUGUGGAAGUUCUUUGACAAGGGAGAUACCGAGCGCGUGGCGGAGGGGGAGUUCAUCAAGGGGGUGUUGGAGAACGACGAGGCUCUUCGCCUGAUCCAGUACCAGCCCCCACAGUAGCCCCGCCCUAAGACACGCCCCCCUUCGCCCGUCUCGACCUGCGUCUGACCUCCGACGGCACCUUCAGCGCUUGUGAACAUUCAGUAGGCGUUGGGAUGUUCACGAAGAAUCCACUCCCGCCGCGUCCCUCGCUCGCGUUCGCGCGUCACGUCUCACCGCAGCGCGGCACGGCAACAAUCGUGCGUGUAGUUCCACUUCCUGUUUUUCUUUUGUCUCUAGCAAGGUUGCGUGCAUCAUCAAGUGUGUAGUCGUGUCUUCUCAGCCAAACGUUGUUAUUUGCUCACGUCCUGUGUUUUGUCAUUUUGCACAACCUGCCCCCCCCCCUCCCCGGUGACCCAUGACCCCUCCCCAUCCCCAUUUCGGUCCACUCAGUCAAUACCAUAUUGUCAAUAAAGGCUGUCUUAAAGGAA
Molecule: messenger RNA, 1247 nt
Organism: Doryrhamphus excisus (bluestripe pipefish)
Lineage: Eukaryota; Metazoa; Chordata; Actinopteri; Syngnathiformes; Syngnathidae
Product: recoverin-like
Molecular function (GO): calcium ion binding
Source: RefSeq, a predicted model, not a curated record